Vanderwaltozyma polyspora DSM 70294 is the source of this 936-nucleotide messenger RNA. It is a transcript of the gene HMX1, whose product is annotated as Hmx1p. The transcript has a single exon. The coding region runs from base 1 to 936 and encodes 311 amino acids. Gene Ontology annotation, molecular function: heme oxygenase (decyclizing) activity. NCBI's taxonomy places the organism in Eukaryota, Fungi, Ascomycota, Saccharomycetes, Saccharomycetales, Saccharomycetaceae. Gene Ontology annotation, biological process: heme oxidation. The record is from RefSeq and is a predicted model, not a curated record.
AUGACAUCCACUAUACCUUCACCUACAGAUGUUGGUGCAUUAGCCAACAGGAUCAAUUUUGAAACAAGAGACUUCCAUAAUAAGGUCAGUGCCUUUAUGGGGAUCAGACUGGCGCUUGCAUUGAAACAUGGGUUUAUAUACAGAGAAGGGUUAGUCGUGUUCUACCAUAUCUUCAAUACCAUAGAGACAGAGAUAGAUUUGGUUUUAAACAACCAGGACGACUCUCAAAUGAAACUUAUAUUAUCAAGUUUCUAUUUAGACGAGUUUAGAAGGAAGGAUAAGAUUUUGAAAGAUUUGGAGUUAUUGUAUUAUCCAGAAUUUCAAAAUGAUAGGCCACAGUUAUUAGAAUUUAUCAAUUCAGAUCGAUUCACCAAUGAUUCAGAACAAUUGCAAAACUUUGUUAAAUAUAUACAGACGAACGCUACCGAAGAUCCAUGCACUCUACUAGCAUAUUGUCAUGUUUUGUACUUGGCAUUGUUUGCAGGUGGUAAAAUAAUGAAAUCCAAUGUGACGAAACACCUUGGAAUUUUCCCUAAAUUCGAACACUUGUCACACAAAGAGAUCAUUGCCAGGGGUACAAAUUUUUACCAAUUUACAGACUCAACAAAUCCAGAGACCACAGACGUCAAAUUGCGUUGGCUAUACAAAAAAAAUUACGAAUUAUCGACAAGAGAUGAGCUCUUGGAACAACAAAAACUAACGGUAAUCAAAACUUCAAAAGAUGUUUUCGUAAUGUUAGAAAACUGCAUUGCAGAGGUAGGAACAAGAAAUAGAAACGAAUUAAUGAACAUAUUCAGCUACAAGCUGUUUACAUUCAUCGUGGAAGAGUGGAAAUACAAUAGUUCGAUAUCACCAUUCCUAAAGAAAUCUCUAAUGUUCAUUCUCAUUAUAAUCCAGUUCACAUUAGCAUCAGUCCUACUAAACAGAUACAUAUAA